Messenger RNA from Aphis gossypii (cotton aphid), 628 nucleotides. RefSeq names its product ragulator complex protein LAMTOR4 homolog (gene Lamtor4). The coding region runs from base 180 to 476 and encodes 98 amino acids. Gene Ontology annotation, biological process: cellular response to amino acid stimulus; positive regulation of TOR signaling. The record is from RefSeq and is a predicted model, not a curated record. Gene Ontology annotation, molecular function: guanyl-nucleotide exchange factor activity. Gene Ontology annotation, cellular component: lysosome; Ragulator complex. The transcript has 4 exons. Lineage: Eukaryota; Metazoa; Arthropoda; Insecta; Hemiptera; Aphididae.
UCCGUAUUCCACUAUUCCGUAAACCAAGUACGUCAAAUCGUCAAAACGCCAAAUCGACCCGUGACUGCCUGGAUUACAGGAAAAUUGAAAAAAAAAAUAUGAAAUAAAUAGAAAUUUUAUUUUUUCUCCUCUAAUUCUAUGAAACAUAUAUUUUGAGUGUAUUAAAACAAUUAAGAGAAAUGGAAAGGAUUCCCGAUCAAAUGGGUUAUUUGAUCAUGACAAUGGAUGGGGCUGUGAUUUCCUCCGGUGGUGAUUUAGAGAAUAAUGAAAAAAUUGCGGACAUUAUAUCAAAAACUAUUAGUACAAGUAAAAGCUUAUAUGUGCCGGAUGAACAAUUUCAAAACAUGUCAAUUUUAUAUCAACAUUAUCAUUAUUCAGUUUGUGUAUCAAAUAAGAAAAUCCACGUUUCCAAAAUUAGACAUGAUCCCAAUACAUUAGAAAAUGAUGAAGUCAAAGUGGUUACUGAAGGUUCUUGAUCAGUUAAGAUUAAUAAGUUUUUAUUUUCCAGAGUAUAAGAUAAAUAUGUCUAGGUUAUAUAAUUGUAUUAUCAUACGAUAAUAAUAACAUAUUAAGUAAUGUAACAUUAAAAAUAUUUCGAACGGAUUAAAAUAAUAUUUAUUGAUUUUUA